Molecule: messenger RNA, 985 nt
Organism: Musa acuminata AAA Group (dessert banana)
Lineage: Eukaryota; Viridiplantae; Streptophyta; Magnoliopsida; Zingiberales; Musaceae
Product: ABSCISIC ACID-INSENSITIVE 5-like protein 2
Exons: 3
Coding region: 319-900 (193 amino acids)
Biological process (GO): positive regulation of DNA-templated transcription
Cellular component (GO): nucleus
Molecular function (GO): DNA-binding transcription factor activity
Source: RefSeq, a predicted model, not a curated record
CAGAGAGCUUCUUGGUGUAGAAUUGAGAAUUCAGGUGGGAGAACUCCUGCAGAAGACCAGUUCAGAUGUCUUCUGUGUUCCUCUGGCUGAUUACAAUCUUGGAUUUGAUUAGUUCCUCUUCAUUGGAUGUUUUGUUUUGGUCUUGCAGAUCGGAGGAGGGGUGUCGAGUCUUGCGUGCAAUCUUUGGUGGAUUUGGUCGAGCGCUGAGAGCAAAGGAAGUUGAUGAAUGAGGUUCGGGACGAGGGCAACUGAGGGCGGUGGCGACCGACGGAGAUUGGUGAGCUCCAAAGCCGUCAGGGUGGGCCUACGAACCGGGCAAUGAUGGAAGCCGACAGAGGCUGCGGCUGCAAGGGAAGCAUUCCGGCACCUCAUGCAGUGAACAGGACGACGGCGGACGAGGUGUGGAGGGACAUCCGACAACGGAGGAGGAAGGAGAGCAGAGAGCAGCAGCCUGCGCUGGGUGAGAUGAUCCUAGAAGACUUCCUGGUGAAUGCCGAGGUGGGAGCUGAAGACUCUUGUAUUGCCUUCAUGCCUCGCGAGCACUGGUUGCAGCAUCGCCAUUGUGAUCACCAUCAUCAACAGCUGCAAGCUUCAGCGUUGGCCAAUGACAACCCAGCGACGUCCGAUCCGCAGACGCCAGGGCGGAAGAGGGCCGCAGGAGGAGAAGUCUCGGAGAAGACCGCGGAAAGGAGGCACAAGAGGCUGAUCAAGAACCGGGAGUCAGCUGCACGGUCACGAGCAAGGAAGCAGGCUUACACGAAUGAGCUGGAGAACAAGAUCUCCCUCCUACAAGAAGAGAAUGAGAGGUUGAAGAAGCAGAAGGAAUUGGAAUCAGCAAUUCAUGAACCACAACCAGAAACAAAAUACCAGCUCCGCCGAACGAGAUCAGUUCCUUUCUGAUCUUUAUUUUGUGGUACAGAUGCUUGUAUUUUGUGUUGUUUGAGCUCUCAAUAAGUUUCAUGGCAAGUCUUGUGGUCUUGGCUUC